UUGGAUGCUCAGCUUUCGUGAGGCACGUGAUGAAACUCGCCAUAGAAAGUGCCACGUGGCAGGAAUCACCACCGUCAAUUAUGCCUCUAAGGGGGCGUCAAAAUCAUCUCUCUCAAUUCUAAACCCUCUCCCACUCUGCACCCCUCUAAAAUUUCAUCAUAUGUCCACUUCUAAGGCCCAAGAAUCCCUCUUUUUUUCUCAGGUUUUACAGAGAGAGAAAGAAGAGCAGAGUAGUAAUUCUCGUAUUUCACUUACGAUGCUUCUUCAGAUUUCAAGCAAAGGCAAAUUCCAAGAAAAAGUGAGAAGGGAUGGGUAUCACUUGUGACGACGUAGUACUAAUCAGGCACGCACAAAACGAAGGAGAUCCCACCAUCGUCACUGUUAACUGCCCCGACAAGACCGGCCUCGGCUGCGACCUCUGCCGCAUAAUCUUGCAAUUUUCUCUCAGCAUCGUCAGAGGAGAUAUUUCGACAGAUGGCAAGUGGUGCUAUAUAGUGUUAUGGGUGGUGUCGAGGCCAGGGCACGCGGUGAGGUGGAGCAAUUUGAAGAAGCGGUUGAUCUCGGCGUGUCCUUCUUGUUCCUCUGCCGCCUCACUUUAUUGCUCACCAUCGCUUGAAGCAAGCCCUAAGCCACCUCAGGUCUAUUUGCUCAAGUUCUCUUCUCCCAAUCGAAGUGGCCUUCUACACGAUGUAACUGAGGUGCUUUGCGAAUUGGAGCUCACAAUCAAAAGGGUAAAGGUUUCGACUACCCCAGAUGGCAAUGUCAUGGACCUUUUCUUUAUCACCGAUACCAGGGAGCUUAUGCACACAAAGAAGAGACAGCUGGACACAUGUGAGCAGCUAAGGGCAGUUCUUGGAGAGUCUGUUAUCCAGUGCGAGAUCGAACCAGCAGACCCAGAGAUGGGGGGACACCAGUGCUCUUCCUUCAUUUUACCUGCAAUCCCUGAUGAAUUGCUGAAUGUUGAUGAUGAGGAACCUUCUCCACUUGAUAAACUCAACCAUCUCUCUGUCACAGUAGACAAUUCUCUCCGUCCCUCUCAUACCCUCAUCCAAAUUCUCUGCCGAGAUCACAAAGGCCUCCUCUAUGACAUCAUGAGAACCCUCAAAGAUUACAAUAUCCAGAUAUCAUAUGGGCGAUUUUCUGCAAGAUGGAAACAGCUGUGUGAGGUGGACUUGUUUGUGAUGCAAGCCGAUGGGAAGAAAGUAGUGGAUGCCGAGAAGCAGAAUGCAUUGUGCUCGCGGCUGCGGUCAGAGCUGCUCCAUCCCCUGCGGGUGAUGGUGGUGGGUCGUGGCCCCGACACAGAGUUGUUGGUGGCCAAUCCGGUUGAGUUAAGCGGGAAGGGUAGGCCUCUCGUCUUCUUUGACAUCACCCUUGCCCUCAGAAUGCUUGGGAUCUCUAUCUUCUCGGCUGAGAUAGGGAGACAUGUGAUGGGAGAUCGGGAAUGGGAAGUCUAUAGGAUCCUGUUGGAUGACAGCCAUGACCACUCUCAAGCUAGAAACCAAAUCGAAGAGGGUGUGAGGAAAAUGCUCAUGGGCUGGCAGUGAUCAUUAAUUUGUAUGCGAUUGCGAUCCUUAUCAUCAGAUUAUCUCGAUCUAUCUAUCUACGUAUUUGUAUAUAUUUUAAGUUAUUUUACAAAGUUAAAAAAGAGGUCUUGUUUUUGGUACCAUCUCUCUACAGCAUUAGUAGGAUCACACCUUAACUUUUAGUUCUAUAUCCCUAUCCCAUGAAACCUUCAUGUAUAUAAUGCCCUGUGCAGAUGGAUCGGUGUCUCGUUAUAUUAUGGAACUGCUGCAGUUUGGUUUCUUUUUGCAAA
This is a messenger RNA of Amborella trichopoda, 1813 nucleotides long. It is a transcript of the gene ACR10, whose product is annotated as ACT-like superfamily protein. The record is from RefSeq and is a predicted model, not a curated record. NCBI's taxonomy places the organism in Eukaryota, Viridiplantae, Streptophyta, Magnoliopsida, Amborellales, Amborellaceae.